GAGGACGAUCUUCGUUUUCAUACGUUUAAAUAAAAAAUUUUUUUUAAUGUAGUUAGGCUCGUAACUCCAACUGUAUUGUAUAUCUUUUCUUCAAAAACUUCACAUUUUACUCUUCUUAAAAUAUUAAGACUGUUGAAUUUUAAUCAUUUUUACGAUUUUCAGUUUUUUUAGUUAGGCAGUGUCAGAAUAAUUGUCAGCACUGUUUAAUUUAGAACUACUAAAAUUUUUAUUGUUUACGAGGUCUUAUUAAUUUGAAAUACCUAUUUAAAAUCAAGGAAAAAACUCGGACUCAUGAGGUUAAAUAAGGAUGCUUUUUUUCUGAGUUCGGAUAGUUUUUAAUUCUUCAUCUUAAUUGUUGAGAAUUGUUAAAGUAAGUAGCUCACUGGAAAUAAAUGCUAAUAAAUGGUAAAACAAUAAUAAAAAUAAAUAUAAGUACCGUGUUAUACUGAAACCAAUACAUAAUUAACAAUGGCAUAUUUUUUUCUGUUAUUCUAAAUCAAGUGCAAGUUGAUGUACUAGCUUGGGCAAAAAAGCUAAUUUUGAUUUGCUGAAAAACCUUUUGUUCCACUAAUCAUCUUUAUUCAGUUUAAAUGGGCAUAAAGUAAAAAAAAAUUCCCUUGCACAAAGACACUCUGGCAUUGAUCACCACAAUGAAGAAUUCAUCAUGUGGAGAGGGCGCUUUAAGUUACCAGAUAAUUGGGGUGUAUGAAUUAUUUGUUCCAUCGGUCGUUACUUGAUGCCACGCUGGGAAAAAAGCACAAGCAGACACUCACAGAAUGAAUGGUUCACCAAAGCUGCUCCGUCUGAUUGAUGCAUCGCAGUCCUCAAAUAGUGCCUCGGAUUUUUGUGAAAGAAUGGAGCUUGCACAUGACAUUGCACCUAUCUGGACAAAUUAUUUGGGCAAAGACUCUGUGCUGCAACCUCUCUGGGACAGCUUGAGGCUAAACUACAAAGACUAUGUAAGAUCUCCACUUUUCCCCAUUGCAGUGACGGUCUCUUCCUAUUUCAUCUUCUGUGUCCCUUUUCUUGUUUGUGAUCUCAUGGGGGAUAGGUGGCCAGGGGUCCAACAAUUCAAGAUCCAGCCAAGCUAUCGGCCAUCAGCCUCUAACUUGCUGCAUUGUGCAGGAGUCACUUUGUACAACCAUGUGUUUCUUGUGCUCCCAGCAUCAGUAGCCCAGUGGCUAUGGAGGCCACCUGUGGACCUACCAGACCAGGCUCCCACUCUGCUGGAGCUGAUUGUUGGGGUAACAGGAAACAUCCUACUUUUUGACUUCCAGUACUUCAUUUGGCAUCUGCUCCAUCACAAGAUCCGCUGGCUGUACGUCACCUUCCACGCCAUCCACCACAAGUACCACUCUCCCUUUGCUCUUGCCACCCAGUGUCUGGGUGGCUGGGAACUGGUCACAGUGGGGUUUUGGACAACCAUGAAUCCCCUGAUCCUCAGAUCACAUUUACUCACCACAUGGGCUUUCAUGGUCAUUCAUGUGUACGUUUCAGUGGAGGAUCACUGUGGCUAUGACUUUCCCUGGUCCACAUCACGUCUAAUACCGUUUGGCAUCUAUGGAGGACCCAGUAAACACGAUGUGCACCACCAGAAACCCAACUCCAACUUUGCACCUCACUUCAGUCACUGGGACAAAAUAUUUGGCACACAUGCUGAAUUUAGCUUCUGCAAAACAAAUAACUAAAGUGUGUUUGACAGCAGCUCCAUAAUGUGUUUAACUUACUGACUGUGCUUGAGAUUUCUCUUAACUAAAUGGAGGCAGGCAACACUAAAGAUUUGUAACUCUGUUCUAUAAGACUUUGUGAAACAUGUUAAAUUUGUCAAAUUAGCUUGACAAUAAAUCUUAAUUUUAAAUGUUGUCAUAAGCAUUCUAAUCAGUGAAGCAGUAUUUUGGGAUGUUUUACUUACCUUACUCUUAAUUUAAUCCUGACCUUUUGUACAUUAUACGGUUGUUCAAGUAUUUUAGAAUACGCUCAAAACUAAUUUUAUAACAACAGGAAGCAAUUGCCUUUAAUAUAAUUGACAAUGUGCUGAGAUCACAAACAAGUUUAUUUACUCUAGAUUUGUUUAAUUGCUCUUAUGGUCCAUCCUAAACCUUACAUUUAAUUUUUCUACACAUUUCCUUAUAUUGAUAUUUAUUUAGCCUAUAACUGAUUUGUAUAUUUUGAGGUUUUGUAACCUGAACAGUAAUCUGAGACCAAGAUGGCAGUGUUUUAUGUAUGAAUGGGGCAAAAUAAAUAUUUAUUUGGCCACUAGAUACCAUUAAAGCAUUGUUUUUUUCCCACUUUAUG
Molecule: messenger RNA, 2295 nt
Organism: Nothobranchius furzeri (turquoise killifish)
Lineage: Eukaryota; Metazoa; Chordata; Actinopteri; Cyprinodontiformes; Nothobranchiidae
Gene: ch25hl1.2
Product: cholesterol 25-hydroxylase like 1, tandem duplicate 2
Biological process (GO): sterol biosynthetic process; cholesterol metabolic process
Cellular component (GO): endoplasmic reticulum membrane
Molecular function (GO): iron ion binding; steroid hydroxylase activity; C-4 methylsterol oxidase activity
Source: RefSeq, a predicted model, not a curated record